AUGGAGACCGAACCGGGGGGAGUCGGAGGGACCGUCUGCCUGUCCUACAACCAGGACUGCACGUCAUUGGCCAUUGGGAUGAGGACGGGGUACCGGCUUUUUUCUCUCAGUUCUGUAGAACAUUUGGAUCUCGUCCAUGAAAGCUUCGAUCUCCCAGAUGUCUACAUCGUGGAAAGGCUUUUUUCCAGCAGUCUGGUGGUUGUCGUCAGUCACUCCAAGCCACGACAAAUGAAUGUGUUUCACUUUAAAAAAGGUACAGAAAUCUGCAACUACAACUACUCCGCCAACAUCCUCUCCAUCAGGCUGAACCGACAGAGGUUGGUGGUGUGUCUGGAGGAGGCAAUUUACAUCCAUAACAUUAAAGACAUGAAGCUCCUAAAAACACUACUGGACACUCCGCGGAAUGGAUCCGGUCUCUGUGCCCUUUCUAUAAACCAUUCCAAUUCCUUCCUGGCCUACCCUGGCAGCUCCUCCACGGGGGAGAUCGUUGUGUAUGAUGCCAACAUGCUGAAAACGGAAUGCUCCAUUCCAGCUCAUGACAGCCCCCUGGCCGCCAUUGCCUUCAGUCCUACAGGGACCAAACUGGCCAGCGCUUCUGAAAAAGGGACAGUGAUCCGUGUCUUCUCCAUCCCAGAAGGGCAGAAGUUGUAUGAAUUCCGCAGAGGAAUGAAGAGGUAUGUCUCUAUAAAUUCUCUGGUGUUCAGUACAGACUGUCAGUUCCUAUGUGUGUCCAGCAACACCGAGACUGUGCACAUCUUCCGCCUGGAAGUUCCCUUGGAGCGAUUGGAGGAAGCGUCCUCCUGGAGCGGCUACAUGGGGAAGAUGUUUAUGGUGGCGUCCAACUACCUCCCAGCUCAGGUGUCAGACAUGAUGAACCAGGACCGGGCAUUCGCCACGGUGCGCCUCGGCUUCUCCGGCCACAAGAACACUUGCACUUUGGUGACAAUUCACAAACUUCCCCGACUGCUGGUCGCCUCAUCCAGUGGCCAUCUCUACAUCUACAAUGUGGACCCGCAGGAUGGGGGCGAGUGUGUCCUGAUAAAGAAACACAGCCUCCUGGACAGCAGCAAGUCGGAGAAAGGUGGAGAAGGAUCGGCAGAGAGUUCAGCGCCUACAUCUUAUGCUGCCACUGUAGCCAGGCCAAGUAACGUACCCUCCUCAUCCACUGUUACAGGUUACUCAGAAGAUGGAGGGGCCCUGCGUGGUGAGCUGCUUCCAGAACACGAGUUUGCAGUUGGACCGGUUCAGCUGGACGAUGAGAGAGAAUUUCCUCCUAUAAGUUUGUGUCGCAGAGGUCAGAGAGACGCCGGGCCGUGA
Messenger RNA from Staurois parvus, 1317 nucleotides. The record is from the annotation of a GenBank genome assembly. NCBI's taxonomy places the organism in Eukaryota, Metazoa, Chordata, Amphibia, Anura, Ranidae.